GAUAGCGCUUGAGAGUAGUGAUGGUUUAACGUGAGUGUGUGUGCAUGUGGGAUUUAAUUCGCAAUUUUUACUUUAGUGUUGUGGAAUUAUCAGUUAAUUUGUAAAUAUGAAGAAUACAGAUGAAAACCAUAAGAUAACGGAAUCAGUAUACAAGAAUCUUGCGGAGAAUUUCAACCCAGGAGUUCGACAAAUCGUAGCAUGCGGGAAAAUGUACCACAAGGCCUUGCAAGGCCUAACAGUUGCUGCCCGGGCCUAUACAGAAGCCUUGUUGAGGGUAGGGCAAACAGCCCGUACAACAUGCUCAGGGGGCACAGAAGAAAUAGGAGAAGCAAUAUAUGAAAUAGCAGAAGCUCAAAAGGAAGUACAAGCCAGAGUUGAAGAAAAUUCCAAAGCCUUGUUCACAGAACUCAUCUUGCCAUUAGAACAGAAACUGGAGAAUGAAUUCAAAAGAUCAUCGUCACAGUACAAAAAAUAUGCCACCGGUCACAAGGUUGUGUUUGCUCCGUACAGCAAGGCCACAGAAUCACUCAAAAAGUUCCGCAAAAAGAGUCGAAAUAAACCAGUGUUUGAGGAGCAAAAAGAAGCUCAGCACAUUAAAACAUUAGAGAGAUGUCAAGAGAAGUUAGAUGAAUUCAGACUAAGUGGACUAAAACUGGCUCUUUUAGAGGAAAGGAAAUGUCAUUGUUUUUUAUUGGAUCGACUAAAUACCAUGGCAACAUUGUACGCCAAUCACCACAAACAGUCAGCAGAGACAUAUAUGAGAGGACUGAUAAAGUGGAAACAGCUCUCCAUCAAACCUCACAUCCUACCACCGGAAGCUAACCGACUCUUAAUGAUUCCAGAUCAUGACCAUAUGAGUGAAAUGAAUGGAGGAGUAUACAGAAAUGAUAUUGAGACCAGAUCAUUGGGCAGUCCCUAUAAACGGUCACAGAGUGUUCAUGAUGUCUAUAGACGCCCGAUUCCUGUACAGUCAGACACAGCCUCAGACACUUACACCAGGACCUUACCCCAUGGCAGAGUAGUUCCCCCACCUCCCCCUAUAUCUGGGCUCCAGGUCAGAGCUGUGUACUCUCAUGAUGGGGAUGGGGACACUAAAAUGUCCUUCAUGGAGGGGGACAUCAUCAACAUUUUGGGAGAGAAGUCUUCUGAUGGCUGGCAGUAUGGUCUCAACACAAAUGCUGGAAAAUAUGGUUGGUUCCCUCUGUCCUUCACAGAACCUUUCCAUAUGCCUCCAACACGGAAUGGACAUUCCAUGAUGAAUGGUAGAGUAAAGAGUAUGGGUGAUUUGUUGGAUGACCCGUCCGAUGCUGAUGGGUAUUUCAUGGAGCACAGCAUGCCAGGAAGUGCUCAGAGACCCAAGUCCCUGUAUGAAGGGUCGGGCACCAGAUUACCAGGAAAUAACAGUCCUCUACCCAUGAGGUCACAAAUCCGCCACCCUGGGUGGACUGGACAACAUCCUGGUCUAAUGGGCUCUUAUUCUUUACCACGUCAAUUCACAGGGCAGGGGGCAUAUAUGAGCUCUGAUAUGGACCACAUAUACCACUUUUUGCCCUCAGACCAUCAGCAACCUGGAGAGAAAGCACCGAAUGUUCAUCACCAGGACAUCAAUUAUUCUAGAACUGAGGCCAGGGGCAAUAACCCCCCAUCUCCCCCUCUGCCCCCACCCCCAUCACCUCUUGCCUCUAAACAACCCUCCCCAGGCAAUGGCACACCCUCCUCCUCACUUUCUUCAGCAUCACCCAGUUUAAAUUCAUCCCACUUAUCAGAAUCUCCUGCCAGAAGAAACCCUGCAUCUCAAAACCAGAAAAUCAACCAAUCAUCUUACACCAUCCCACCAGCACCUCUUCCACCUCCCACUUCUGCACCAAUCACAAACACUCUUGCUUCAGCUGCACAGUCUGAUACUUCAGUUUAUCACAAUUUAUACCAGAACACCCAGGGAAGCAUGCCAGGGUAUGGUCACAUGUCUCGUCAACAACACAGCAUUCCCCCACCCCCUCCUCCCGCCCCACCUGGGCCCCCUCCCAUUGGUGGACAACAACGCAGAACUGCAAUGAAUUCUGGGACAGAUGAAGAGGAUUCAGAUUUCCAAAGAAAUCCUAAAUUUGCCAAUGUUAGUUUGAGGAGAACUAUGACAAACGACAGAUCCAAGCCACGAUUUUAGUUCACAGAUGCCACAUGGGAUAGAAAGAUAGAAAUAUCAACUUGCAGAACAAACUCAUCAUAUUUUUACUGAACAAAAAUCUUUUUAGCUGUAUAUGAUUCUCUUCUGUGUAUCAAUAUUUCAUACUUUGUAUUUUAUCAUAUUGAGAUUAGUUGUUUUGAAUGCUUCCAAUUUUGAUCUAUGCUGUAAAAAUAAGGUUCGUACAUUAGCAUUAUGGUCACAACAGUUUGCCUGUUCUCAGUGUUUCCCACAUAUGUAGGAAAUAUUUCUUUGGUUCUUGAUUCCAAACCUAUAAUAAACAAAACGAAGUAUGUAAUCAGUUUACAUAAAUGAUAUUUACAUAAAUGAUAUUUCAGACAUAAAUUUCACAGGUAACAAAUUUCAAGUGCUAAUAUUCAUUGAAGUCCCCUAAAAUUUCCGUAAUUUUUUUUUCUUCGUAUUAACUUUAACUUGAUGGUUAUACCUUUUUGCAUGGUGGUAUUAUGAUAUUCAUGAGAUGCAGUUGUAAAUAUAUAGUAUCCAUGUACUGUCACUUGUCUUUAGAAAAAGUGUUCAGAUACGUUUCUGGCUCCUGGAAUGUGACUCAGGGAUAAAGAAAUGGUGCAUGAAAUACAUUUCAUAGGAAUUCACAAAAUUUCAUAUUUUUUUUAUAUAUACAGGCAGGUACACAUUGUGAUGUUUAAGUUGUUCAGCCUACAGAUAUGUAUACACAUAAAUAUGAAUAUUUAAAGUUAUAACUAUAUGUAUUAUGUUAUUCAUUUAUUCAAAUGAAGAAUAAGCACAUUUUUACAUGCAUGGAAUUCAUUUAAAUUACAGGUUACCUACGACUUAGUGUUGUGAAAAUGAAGGUGAAAUGUUUUGGGGUACUUGUAGUUUUUUCUUCUCGGACACAUCAAGAAAAAGGGAUUGUGCUGACCUAACCCCUUUAUCUAAAAUUUUAAAAAGUCUUGACAGAUUCUUCCCCUAUUAUGUUUUAUUUUUAUAUAUAUUUAUAUAUAUACGUUAUGGAUUUUUUUAAUCUUGCACUUUGUGAAACAUAGCUUUGUUGCAGCCUCAUCUGUUUUCAAUACAUAUAUAUGUAAAUAUAUGCAAAAACUAAACUUGCACAGACAAGCUGUAAUUCAUAUGUUACAAACUGUUAUCAACAUAUAUCAAAUAUUA
Molecule: messenger RNA, 3325 nt
Organism: Saccostrea echinata
Lineage: Eukaryota; Metazoa; Mollusca; Bivalvia; Ostreida; Ostreidae
Product: brain-specific angiogenesis inhibitor 1-associated protein 2-like
Exons: 16
Coding region: 107-2164 (685 amino acids)
Biological process (GO): positive regulation of actin filament polymerization; plasma membrane organization; actin crosslink formation
Cellular component (GO): cytosol; nucleoplasm
Molecular function (GO): protein binding
Source: RefSeq, a predicted model, not a curated record